Melanotaenia boesemani (Boeseman's rainbowfish) is the source of this 4487-nucleotide messenger RNA. It is a transcript of the gene elfn1a, whose product is annotated as extracellular leucine-rich repeat and fibronectin type III domain containing 1a. NCBI's taxonomy places the organism in Eukaryota, Metazoa, Chordata, Actinopteri, Atheriniformes, Melanotaeniidae. The record is from RefSeq and is a predicted model, not a curated record. The transcript has 3 exons. Bases 1129 to 3519 code for a protein of 796 amino acids. Gene Ontology annotation, molecular function: protein binding. Gene Ontology annotation, cellular component: plasma membrane.
GCCAGCGUGACGUAACUCACACUUUUCUCUCCGACUGUGGUUAUUAACUUGAAACAGUGGUGGUUUAACCAGACACCGGUUAUCACGCUUUUGCAUCUCGGAAGGAGUUACCCCGACCCUCUCGGCAUCCGUCUUGAACCAGCCACCAUUUAUAGCCUGGCGGUGACAAACAAUCUUAUUAUGAGAUUUAAACUUUGCCUCGGCUAGUCUGAAGGAUCAACAUGCGCUCCUUUCGCAGCUCGUCCCAUCCGUUUCCUAAGUGAUACAGUAAAACCUAUUCACAGUACCUGCACGCCUCCUUAGACUGUGGUGUCAGCUCUCGGUGUAAUAGAAAGACCCAAGCAGGGCUCCGGGUCUCUUCAGAAUACAUAAAGGCGAGCAAUGAGAGGAGCUCAGCUCUGAAUUAAAUCACUCACCGCUUAAUGGAUCUUUGAGAUUGGCGCAAGCAGUCGCUGCGUUUGGCGUCCUCAAACCGACCACAGACAUUUUGGAUUCCUGUUUUUAUUUCUUUUCUUUUCUUUUUUAAAUAAUAGUUUUUAACAUCUCUCAGAAAUAUCUCAUCUCUCCAUGAAAAUGUCUUGCGAUCGCGCUAAGAUACAGUGAGCUGCCAGCUUUGUAUCGGGACGAGGUUCAUGCUCUGCGAUCGUUCAGCAGACUUCAAGAAAAGAAAUCAUAGAACAUCUGCACUGCUGGAGGCCACCAGGGAUGCUUUCUCACACUGAGGAUUUCAACCUAGAUUACAGUGGUUAUUCAUCUGUGCACAUGCAAGAGACAGAGGAAGGAGGGAACUGGCAGAAUCACCAAGUUGAAACCAUUUAAUGAUGGUAGCCUCUGAGGAAACAAGCACAAGUCAAGCUAAGAUAGUGACAUCUCUUUUUGGACACUGCAAGAAGUUCAAUGCAGGCAAAUCACAAUAAAAGAAACUAAAGAAAGAAACCCAGCAUUUUUCAGAUUUGUACAUGGGGACAUUAUCCAUCAUCAUCCAUGCAUCAAUGAAGAGGGGACAUAUUAAAGGACUGUUUCUGGCUCUGAGAGCAGUUGAAUACCCAGCUGAUUCUCUGACAGGUUUGUGUAAGAGGUACUGAAACAACAGUGGUAUCACCUACCUAUCAUUUUUUGGCCCAGCUCAUGACUUUCAGAGAAGCACCAAUGGCCUGCAGCUUAGGCAUGGUGAUGAGUGCCUUGUUUUGGUCUGUAGCCAUUGUAUAUUUGACUCAAAUCCGUCGAGUCAGUGGCGACUGCUGGUUAAUUGAGGGUGAAAAGGGCUUUGUAUGGCUUGCUAUUUGUAGCCAAAACCAACCACCUUAUGAGGCCAUCCCACAGCAUAUAAACAGCACCAUUGUGGACCUUCGUUUGAAUGAGAACAAAAUCAAAAGUAUCCACUAUUCUGCUCUUAGUCGCUUUGCCAACUUGACCUACCUGAACUUGACCAAGAAUGAAAUCUCAUACAUAGAGGACGGGGCCUUUUCUGCUCAGUUUAACUUACAAGUCCUUCAGAUGGGCUUCAACAAGUUGCGGAACCUAACAGAGGGGAUCCUCCGGGGUUUAGGAAAGCUGCAGUACCUCUACCUCCAGGCAAACCUGAUUGAGACUGUGACACCUAAUGCCUUUUGGGAAUGCCCCAACAUAGAGAACAUUGAUCUCUCCAUGAACCGAAUCCAGCAGUUAGACGGAUCCACAUUUACCAGUUUAACCAAACUUACAACUUGCGAGCUGUACACAAACCCUUUUAACUGCUCAUGUGAGUUGCUAGGAUUUGUGAAAUGGCUCUCAGUUUUCCCAAACCGGACGAAUGAGCGAAUGGUCUGCGACUCCCCACCUGGCGUAUCGGGUUAUAGUUUACUGAGCCAGAACCCUAAUAAUCCAAUUUAUCGAAAUGCGCUUCACAUGCUUACUACUGUCUGUACUGAUGACUACGUGACCCCAUUUAUCCCCAUUUCGAUAGAAUCUACAACACUACCACCUGACUCAACUCUAUGUGGGAUGGAAGACUGUCCCUCAGGCACAGAACCAGAAGACAUUACAAUCAGUACAACUGAAAACGACGUCCAAGUAGCCCCUUUGAUGAAAGUGAAGCAAGUAACAAACACAGGUGCCACCAUCUCAGUUCAGAUUCCCCAUCCCUUCAAGAAAAUGUACAUCCUGGUUCUUUACAACAAUAGCUUUUUCACAGAUAUCCAAAACCUGAAAGACAUACAGGAGGACAUUGAGCUAAAAAACCUUAAACCCCAAACCAACUACACAUAUUGUGUUGCUUCAAUACGUAAUUCUCUUCGACACAAUCAUACUUGUCUGACAAUCUCCACUGGCCCUCGGAACGGAAAAGACAGAAAUGUGAACAAUGCAACUGCUACUCACUACAUUAUGACAAUUUUAGGAUGCCUCUUUGGCAUGGUGAUUUUUCUGGGGAUUGUUUACUACUGCUUGCGAAGAAAGCGUCAACAAGAUGAAAAGCACAAAAAAUCAGGCAGUCUGAAGAAAAAUAUAAUGGAACUUAAGUAUGGACAGGAACUAGAAGGUGGGACUAUAUCUCGAAUGUCUCAGAAGCAGUUGUUGGCUGGGGACAGCAUGGCUCGCAUGCCAUACUUACCAGGUGAAAUGGAGCAGUACAAAUUUCAGGAGAUAAGUGAUACUCCAAAAAUGAUUAAGGGAAAUUACAUGGAUGUGCGAAGUAUGGACCAUCAUGAGCGCAGGGAGUGUGAUAUGGGCAUGGGCAUGAGCAUGGGUAUGGGUAUGGGUAUGGCUGGGAACAGUCAGGGAUCAGUGGCAGAGAUUUCCACAAUUGCAAAAGAGGUGGAUAAAGUGAAUCAGAUAAUUAACAAUUGUAUAGAUGCUCUAAAGACAGAAUCUACAUCUUUUCAAGGGGGGAAAUCUGGAGCAGUGUCCACUGCAGAGCCCCAGCUUGUGCUGAUAUCAGAGCACCCGCAGAGUAAAUCUGGCCUUCUAACCCCAGUGUAUAAGGACAGCUACCACCACUCCCUGCAGAGGCAUCGAACGGCUGAUGUCUCGCCAAAGAGGCCCAGUACUGCCACAGGGGGGCCUAUGCGAAGCCCAAGGCCUUAUCGCUCUGAAUCCAAGUACAUAGAGAAAACUUCCCCAAGUCGAGAGACCAUCCUCACUGUAACACCCGCUGCUGCCAUCCUGAGGGCUGAGGCAGAGAAAAUCCGCCAGUACAGUGACCACCGGCACUCAUAUCCCGAUGCUCAGAUAGAGGAGCUUGAAGGACCUGACAGCCACAAGUUGUUGGAGCCCCUUACUCACUCCCGCUCCAGAGACUUAGCAUAUUCCCAGAUGCCAUCUCAGUACCACAAUCUAAGCUACUCCUCCAGUCCUGAAUACUACUGCAAACCUUCACACAGCAUCUGGGAGAGAUUCAAACUCCACCGGAAACGGCAUAAAGAUGAGGAGUACAUGGCUGCGGGGCAUGCUCUGCGUAAGAAAGUCCAGUUUGCAAAGGAUGAGGACCUGCAUGAUAUUUUAGACUACUGGAAAGGAGUUUCAGCCCAACAUAAAUCUUAACUCAUUUAGCUGUUUUUAAAGUGGACCCGACGUUGCAGAAGUGACACAGGAACCUCAUCUGGCAACUGAAUUAGUGGAUUCUUCCAAAUCAUAUUCAACAACUCAUUCACGUGUGUCACAUUCUAUUUUGACUGGGAAGAAAAUGGGUGAAGAUUCUUUAAAUUUGUCAUUUUAUGUAAAAAAAUCAUCAGGAAAAAAAGGUAUUACAAAUUAAUAAUAAAUAUGUUAAAAUGGAUAAUAGGUUUUUGCGUAUCGCAUGGCCAAGUCCUGUGAUAGUGGAUUUGCUGUUGUGUAAUAUGAAACUACAAUAUGAAGAUACUGAAACCUCAAUAUUUUUUGAAGAACUAUCUGGACCCAUUAUAACAGAACACUUUUCUUCCCUCCUUGCAUAUAUUUAAUUCAAAAUUGUACAGAUAUGGGUUUCUAUAUUUGAAAUGUUUGCUGUGUAAAUGGUGAAGUAUUAGUGGAUGAAUCAGGUUUAUUAAAUGGAGCGCUGUUCUUUGAGAUUAUCUUGGUUACUAAAGAACAGCAAGUCUUACUGUAAACCUGUGGGAGCAUUUAGUCAUUUCUACCAUUACCGCCUGUUCUUUUUUUUUAUUUUAUUAAUUUUUUUGGUUUGUUUGUUUGUUUUUAAAAUUUUUUUUUCUUUUUUAAAAGCUUUUACAUGAUUCAGAUGGAUUCAGUUUGUAGUGCCCUGAAUCCCACUGUGCAGUAUUCAAUGGAUGGAUCCUGACACACUUCCUGCUGGCAAAAGUGCAGUAUAGUUCAGGGUGUGAUAAGCGUCUCUUUCAUCGGUUUCACCAACCAACAUUUGUAUUUUUAGUACCAAAGUAGAAAACAAAAACAAAAACAAAAAAAAAAAAAAAAAAAUGGUGAAAUGUUUACAAUACUCCUGCACAGCCUGGGGAGGUCGUAUUAAUAUACAACAGGAAGUCCAUGUAGUUUUUAUUCUAUUAGAAAUUCCCUAA